Solanum stenotomum is the source of this 507-nucleotide messenger RNA. RefSeq lists its product as uncharacterized. Lineage: Eukaryota; Viridiplantae; Streptophyta; Magnoliopsida; Solanales; Solanaceae. The coding region runs from base 1 to 507 and encodes 168 amino acids. The record is from RefSeq and is a predicted model, not a curated record. The transcript has 2 exons.
AUGAUGAAACAGCUAUCAGUGAACAUCCCAUUAGUGGAAGCUCUGGAGCAGAUGCCAGGAUAUGCUAAAUUCAUGAAGGACUUAGUCAUAAAGAAAAGAGCUGUAAGUUUUGAAUUAACUGACAAGAUUCAUCACUGUAGUGUUAUUGCUACAAUAUCUCUGGUGCAGAAAAAAAAAGAUCCAGGUGCAUUCACUAUACCUUGCACCAUAGGAUCACUUGAGUUUGCAAAGGCCCUGUGUGAUUUAGGGGCAAGUAUAAAUCUGAUGCCGCUAGUUAUUUACAAGCAAUUGGGAUUGGGGAUUCCAAACCCCAUUGUGAUGAGGUUGAUGAUGGCAGAUAGACUUCGUAAUUCUGGAUUGCGAAGUGGUGAGGUUCCCAUAAUUUUGGGGAGGCCAUUUCUAGCUAUAGGUCGAGCUUUGGUUGAUAUUGAGAGUGGAGAGAUAAAAUUCAGCCUCAACAAUGAGGAGGUGAAGUUUAAGAUAUGCAGGUCUAUGAAGCAACAAUAA